Protobothrops mucrosquamatus (brown spotted pit viper) is the source of this 1291-nucleotide messenger RNA. RefSeq names its product norrin cystine knot growth factor NDP (gene NDP). Lineage: Eukaryota; Metazoa; Chordata; Lepidosauria; Squamata; Viperidae. The coding region runs from base 268 to 669 and encodes 133 amino acids. The record is from RefSeq and is a predicted model, not a curated record. The transcript is spliced from 3 exons. Gene Ontology annotation, biological process: Wnt signaling pathway.
AAGCAUUUGGAAGUAACAAGACCUCUUUUUAGCCCUCGGUCUGGGGAGUCCAAUAAAAGGGAAGGCACAGUGCAAUUUGCAAAAGCUAUGAAGGGGAUGUUUUGAUGGAUUAUAACCUCAGCAAAUGUCUAACCCCAAACCAGCAAUGACAACCCAGAGACUUAAAACAGAUCUUCUGCUUUCUUGGCAAAGGACUGGGCCUCAGUCUUUAGAGGGCUUCUGAUACUCUAUCUCCCUCUACCGGUACUCCUAAGACAUUCUCCAAGGAUGGGAAAUCAUGUUCUUGCCGCUUCAAUUUCCAUGCUGUCCCUUUUGGCAAUAAUGGGAGAUACAGGCAGUAAAAAGGAUAGUACCUUUAUGAUUGAUGCGGACCCAGGGCGAUGUAUGAGACAUCACUAUGUUGAUUCUAUCAGCCAUCCUUUAUACAAGUGCAGCUCAAAGAUGGUGCUGCUAGCUCGCUGCGAGGGACAGUGCACUCAGACCUCACGCUCAGAGCCAAUGGUGUCCUUCAGCACAGUUCUGAAACAGCCUUUCCGAUCCACAUGUCAUUGCUGCCGGCCACAGACUUCUAAACUGAAGGCCAUGCGCUUGCGCUGCUCUGGUGGUAUGAGACUUACUGCCACCUACCGCUACAUCCUCUCAUGCCACUGUGAGGAAUGCAACUCUUAAGGGCAAACCUGCUGCAGCAAAAAGAACAGGAAGGGCAAAUGUCCUCCAGCAGAACUUCCAGAAGCAGAAGCAGCUAGGGACAACCUUCCAAUGGUUUGCUGUUGCUACAACCAAGGAUAAUUAGAAUGGAUUUCAUUUGAGAGAAGAAGCCACAUAGAUACAUGGGGUUGUACCAAGCAAUACAACAGACACCAGAAUGUAUAAUUGCACAUUGUUGUUGAAGAUGUAACCAUUUGUGAGGGUGAGGAAUGGGAACAUAUGUUGUUAGAAAUCUCUCAUUCGGGUUCUUGGGGUCAUUUUUCUAUGUCAGUGAUUCUUUAAUAUAGAAUAAGGUCAACUUAAGAAUUAUGGCUCUUGGUUUGAAUGUUCAGCCAGCAACACAAAAGAACCAGGGACAUAGAAAAUGCAUACAGUGGAUGCUAUUAUGUGGAAAACAAUUUAUUCUACAAGAAAACAAAGACUCCUUCCCUGUACACAGAAGCCUAUUGUGUCUUUUAAACAUGCCCUUUAGUUUAUACUGGCCAUGAAAACAGACUGUGUUGAAUAGUAAAAGAUAUAUUUUAUAUGGUCUGGCAGCCAAGUGUUGGACAAGUUAUUGUGAUUUAGGUGCAGUUACAAAAUA